Thermothelomyces thermophilus ATCC 42464 is the source of this 591-nucleotide messenger RNA. RefSeq lists its product as uncharacterized. The transcript has a single exon. Bases 40 to 396 code for a protein of 118 amino acids. The record is from RefSeq and is a predicted model, not a curated record. Lineage: Eukaryota; Fungi; Ascomycota; Sordariomycetes; Sordariales; Chaetomiaceae.
CGGAACACAAGAAGACAACAAGAGAUGGCGAUUAACCAAAUGCAAGGGUACCCCGCUGUGGGGGGCUCCAGCAUUCUUUGGGCCGGUCAGGGCGCUGCAUUUAACCCUAUGCAGCCCAUGAACCAGUUCACGGACUGGCUUGCUUCCGACAAUUUCCUCAAGCCCAUGAACCAGUUCACGGACUGGCUUGCUUCCGACAAUUUCCUCAAGCCCAUGAACCAGUUUACGGAUUGGCUUGCUUCCGACAAUUUCCUCAAGCCCAUGAACCAGUUUACAGAUUGGCUUGCUUCCGACCAUUUCCUCAUCAAGUCUCUUGCACUCGACCGCGAUUUCAGUUCCUUGGCAGCGACCUCGUUUCGACUGAUGCGGCCUCUCCGUUCACGUAACCGAGGAUGACCUUGGCUCUUCUCCAGUUCCGUGACCGAGGAUGAAACGCGGCCAGCUCUUCGAAGUCAGCACAGAAAUCAGCGCUCGACCCCUUCGCACACAAGGCAGCCAAUUUCACAAGGAACGGCGAGGCAUUCUGAGCUCGAACCAAAGUUGUCAAUUCCAAGCAUGGGUCGUCACUUUGCAGGGCAGGAUGGGGUCAAU